This is a messenger RNA of Rhagoletis zephyria (snowberry fruit fly), 279 nucleotides long. The record is from RefSeq and is a predicted model, not a curated record. NCBI's taxonomy places the organism in Eukaryota, Metazoa, Arthropoda, Insecta, Diptera, Tephritidae.
AUGGCUACAGCAACGCCGGUCUCCAAUCCGUCGACGAUUCUUCCUCUUGAAUUGAUCGACAAAUGCAUUGGCUCCAAAAUCCACAUUAUCAUGAAGACGGAUAAGGAGCUGGUAGGAACGCUGCUUGGAUUUGACGACUUUGUCAACAUGGUCCUCGAGGAUGUCACUGAAUAUGAAAACACAGCUGAAGGACGGCGCAUCACAAAGCUGGAUCAAAUUCUUCUAAACGGAGUCAACAUUGCCAUGAUGGUUCCUGGUGGAGACAUGCCAGACGCUUGA